Molecule: messenger RNA, 630 nt
Organism: Nematocida parisii ERTm1
Lineage: Eukaryota; Fungi; Microsporidia
Exons: 1
Coding region: 1-630 (209 amino acids)
Source: RefSeq, a predicted model, not a curated record
AUGCCAGUCAGAGCCAUUGAAAAAAAACCAACACUUUUUAAGCGGGUGGUCAGUUUUAUUUGCUAUCCUUUUAUAAAGCACAGAAAGCAAAAAAGACAGUUGUAUACCACAGAAGUAACAAACGCAUUAUUACACCUUAUAAACAAACAGGCGUACUUAAACAAGCAGAUAUUCAUGCAUGCGCGGCUGAAUACAGACAUGAAAGAAACCUUUAAACAGUUUGAGUGCAUAGACUACACAAGAUAUUCGCAUGAGGACAUAUUUGGGUUUGUUAAGCUUUACUUGCUAAAGGAAUUAGGACCGCCAGUUAAAUCAUCAAUUAUAAAACGAAUCAUUGACAACAAAUACGAUAAAACACAUAUUCCAGGAAUAGUAAAGGACAUAUACACAAACAGCAACUUAUACACUAUUAGAAAUCUUCAAAUUAUGUUCUGCUUACUGAUUUAUACAUAUAAAAUAUUUAAUUACAAUAGUAUUAGUGGAAUGUUUUUGGUGGGGGCAUUUAUUCCUUUAUUCUUUGGAGAGAAAGAAAUUUCGCGGCUUAAGAAAAAGAAUCCACAGAAGUAUUUCACUCUUAUAAACAGAUGGAAUGAUAUUAUAAAAUAUCUUCCUAAAGGAAGUAUUCAUUAA